UUGCAGCGCCUAUGGCCCCACUGACCCCUUCGUGAGUUAUAAGAGCCAUGGGACCCAUAACCCAGCAUUCCCGGACUCCCAGAGUUGUCAGGACGCGGCUCCCCACGUGGUGAUGAAUUAGCCCGCCUGAGCGCUGGCUUUGUCCGGGUUAGGCCCGGCUGAGGAGCUUCAAGCUGGUUUUGGACGGGGCGUGGCGAGAGGCGGAUUGUGUGUGAGUGUGUGUGUUCCAGGGGAAAUUGCCUUUUCUCCUUUCCCUCUCAAGAAGGCGGGCACAGGUGUGCUCUUAGAGCGCCCCAGGUGAGAUGUUAGUGCUUUGAAGACCUCCAGUACCCCCGCAUCCAAGAGCGAUCUCUCUGUCCCGCUCAGCCUGGGCACAUCCUCCUGCCGCCCUCGCACCUCUCGCACGGUCCCCGCUCCGUGGCUCGGUGCUCGGCUGCGCUCGGCUCCCGCAGGCGCUCAGCCUAGCGCCCCUCGGCCCCCUCCCCGCCGGCCGGACAGGGAGGAGCAAAUGACUGGGCCCAUGCUGUCCCUCAUCCUCCUCAUGCUCCUAGAGCUGAGCCUGGCAGGCUCCCUUGCACCUGGAACCACUGCCCGGAACCUCCCUGAGAAUCACAUCGACCUCCUGGGCCCAGCACUGUGGACGCCUCAAGCCAGCCACCAUCGUCGGCGGGGUCUGGGCAAGAAGGAGCGGGGCCCGGGCAUGCCCAGACAGGCCCAGGAUGGGGCUGUGGUCACUGCCACCAGGCAGGCCUCCGGGAUGCCAGGGACCAAGGGGCUGCCACCUGGGCAGGGUCCUGCAGGUCUGCUGCAGGACAAGGAUCUGCUCCUGGGGCUGGCAUUGCCCUACUCUGAGAGGGAGAAUCAGCCUCCAGGGUGGGAGAGGGCCAAGAAACGUGGCAGGGAGCACAAGAGACGCAGAGACAGGCUGAAACUGCACCAAGGCCGAGCCUUGAUCCGAGGUCCCAGCUCCCUUAUGAAGAAGGCGGAGCUCUCUGAAGCCCAGGUACUAGAGGCCACGAUGGAAGAAUCUUCUACCAGCCUGGCCCCUACCAUGUUCUUUCUCACCACCUUGGAGGCAGCCCCUGCCACAGAAGAGUCCCUGAUCCUGCCUGUCACCUCACUGAGGCCCCAGGCACAGCCCAGGCCUGAGGGGGAGGUGAUGCCCACCCUGGAUAUGGCCUUGUUCGACUGGACCGAUUAUGAAGAUUUAAAACCCGAUGUCUGGCCCUCUGCAAAGAAGAGAGAGAAACACCGGGGCAAACUCUCCACUGAUGGUAAUGAAACAUCGCCAGCUGAAGGGAAGCCAUGUGACCAUCACCAAGAUUGCCUGCCAGGGACCUGCUGUGACCUGCGGGAGCAUCUCUGCAACCCCCACAAUCGAGGCCUCAACAACAAAUGCUUUGAUGACUGCAUGUGUGUGGAAGGGCUGCGCUGCUACGCCAAAUUCCACCGGAAUCGCAGGGUCACACGGAGGAAGGGGCGCUGCGUGGAGCCUGAGACGGCCAAUGGCGACCAGGGAUCGUUCAUCAACGUCUAGCAGCCCCGCGAGAGGAGCCUCCUGACCGCCUGGGGACUGAGCCCGGGAGGUUUGGAGAAGUCGGGCGGAUUUGUUUAUAAUUUAGCAAUGGGAGACCCAAUGGGGGACCAGAUGGCUAAGGCUGCAGGCUCACGCUUAGGAUGCUCAGUGCCAGGAGGGGAGCUGCUGGGUGGACGAGCUGCCCCUGCCCAGGAACCAGACAGCACACCCCGGCACCCACCGUCCGCACACACUCGGCCAGCGCAUCCCGCGGGACCGGACUCUCCACGGCAACGCCGAGAGUGCCCUCUACUGUCUGACAGCAGCACUGCAACAGCUUCAAGUUCAAAGCCAAGAGGAAGCUUUUGAGAGUGGGGUCUCAUCGCUGUGCUAAGCUGGUGGAACACAUUAUCUCACUGAAUUCUCACAACCUUUUCAAGGAGUAUUAUCACUAUGGUACAGGUGAGGACACUGAGGCACAGUUGAGUUACAUGAUUGCCCAGCGUCCCAGAUGAAUGCCACUUGAACCUUAAGAUAUGUGAGUCACCAGGGAUCUGGUCAUAAUGCAGAUUCUGUUUCAGUGGAUUUUGCUUUUCUAACAAGCUCCCAGGGCCUGCCAAGGCUGCUGGGACCCUACGGAGAGAUUCCAAGGAAUAAGGAUAUGGCAGAGCCUGAAUCUGGACCCCAGCCAAGGGACAGAGCUCCAAGGCUCACUUCUUGUUUCUCCACGAUUAAGAAUUCCAAGCACCCCAAGGCUUUCAGUGGGAAAGCCACACUCCUUGGUAUUUCCUUCCCUGGUGGCUGGAAUAACUUGAUUGUUUUCUGCCUGAUUAUUCUCUGGGCAAAGGUGUGUCAUCUUUAAUAACAAAACAAAAUGCACCUUAAGCACCUGCUUGCUUGUAAAAAAUGCAUUGAGCAUAUUGGUCCCUGCCUCUGAUAGUGGAUAUUUUGAAAUAUGAAGUGUUUGGGGAAAACAAUAAUAUCGUCCCUUAGGUCCCUGUGGUCCUGCUU
Molecule: messenger RNA, 2527 nt
Organism: Nycticebus coucang (slow loris)
Lineage: Eukaryota; Metazoa; Chordata; Mammalia; Primates; Lorisidae
Gene: DRAXIN
Product: dorsal inhibitory axon guidance protein
Exons: 8
Coding region: 509-1537 (342 amino acids)
Biological process (GO): axon guidance; Wnt signaling pathway
Cellular component (GO): extracellular region
Source: RefSeq, a predicted model, not a curated record